AUGUUUGGCCACGUCAGCCCAGCCGAGGCCGCGCGCUCCGCCGGCCGCGUCGGCGGCUUUGCAGGCUCAAGCGCCCCCAGCCGCAGCUACGGCGGCGGCGGCGGCUACUCCGGCGGCGGCGGCGGCUACAGCCGCGGCGGCAGCUACGCCCCCUCCUAUGGCGGCAGCUACGUGUCCCCCCCAUCGUUCUACCGCGGCGGCUACUCAUCGUAUGGCCUCAUGGGCCCCCCCGUCGUCGCGCCGCCCGUCGUCGUCGCCCCCUACGCCACCGGCGCCGCCGUGGUCGCGUCGCCCGCGUCCCCGGUGCUGGACGCGCUGCUGCUGAUGUCCCUGGCCUUCAUCGCCUUCUCCGCGGCCUCCUCAGCCCUCGCGCCCGGCCGCAGCGGCGGCCUCCUCGGGCCCGACGCGGGCGCCGCGGGCAGCCUGCAGCUGACCAAGAUCCAGGUCGGCCUGCUGGCGGUGGCGCGCGAUCUGAAGCGCGAUCUUGAUCAGAUCGCGGAGGACGCCGACACGUCGUCCAACGCCGGCCUCAAGGAGCUGCUGCAGGAGGUGACGCUCGCGCUGCUGCGCAACCCGCAGUACGCCGAGUUUGUUUCAGGCGGCAAGAGGGCCGUCGGGGACAGCUCCGAGCUGGAGCGCCUGUUCAACAGCGCCUCCCUGGCCGAGCGCAGCAAGUUCACAGAGGAGACUCUUGUCAACGUCCGCGGCGGCGGCGGCGUGCGCCGCGCGCGCAGGAGCGCCCCCGCCGGCCCCUCCGCGCGCCCCGACGAGCUCAUCGUGGUGACGCUGCUGGUGGCGACCCAGGGUGACGUGAAGCUGCCCAAGAAGAUUGGCAGCGGCGACGCCCUCAAGGCGGCGCUGCGGUCGCUGGGCGGGCUGAGGUGUGACCAGGUGCUGGGGGUGGAGGUGCUGUGGACGCCGCAGGCCGAGGGCGACUACUUCAGCCGCGACGAGCUCACGCGGGACUACCCAGACAUGCGCAUGCUGUGA
Molecule: messenger RNA, 990 nt
Organism: Monoraphidium neglectum
Lineage: Eukaryota; Viridiplantae; Chlorophyta; Chlorophyceae; Sphaeropleales; Selenastraceae
Exons: 2
Coding region: 1-990 (329 amino acids)
Source: RefSeq, a predicted model, not a curated record